Messenger RNA from Otolemur garnettii (small-eared galago), 563 nucleotides. Its product is annotated as galectin-10. Lineage: Eukaryota; Metazoa; Chordata; Mammalia; Primates; Galagidae. Gene Ontology annotation, molecular function: carbohydrate binding. The transcript has 4 exons. The record is from RefSeq and is a predicted model, not a curated record. Bases 25 to 441 code for a protein of 138 amino acids.
GGAAGAACUGUCUGGAGAAAGACAAUGUCAGGGCUACAGGUGCCACACACGCAGUUUGUGACCUUGCCUAUUGGCUCUUCUGUGACAAUCAGAGGAACGACUCUCCUCCCUUUUGUCAAGGACCCACAGCUGCAGGUAGAUUUCCACACUGGAACAUCCGAGAGUUCAGACAUCGCCUUCCAUUUCCGAGUGUACUUUGGCCAUUUUGUGGUAAUGAACAGCCGUGAGAAUGGGAGCUGGAAAUGUGAGGUGAAAUCCUCUCACAUGCCCUUUGAGAAUGGCAAACCAUUCAACGUCCGCAUCCUGGUGCUGCACAACGAGUACCAGGUGGUGGUAAAUGGCCAACACAGUUACACCUUUGCCCAUCGAAUCCAGCCAGGGUCUGUGAAGAUGGUGCAAAUAUGGAGAGAUGUCUCUUUGACCUCAGUGAAUGUCUGCUAGAGAGGGAGGUGACCAGAUUCCCCAUUUUCAAGAAGUCCCUCUUUCUAUAUGACCUUGGAUUCCCAGACCCUGCUUACAGAAUAAUCCCUCCUCACCUGUCCCCCAUAUUUGGUCAUUAAAAU